AUGCGUUAUCGUGAAUUAAUUAACUAAUUAAUCAAUUAAUCAGUUAGUAUGUUUGCAAAAUCGUAUAAUUAAAUCAUCCUCACUGAACACAGAUUGUAAUUGUGGCAUAUAAUACAACAACUACAAACAAAGAGGAUGUGUCCAGGUAACAUGCCGCCUCAAUGCUUCUGUAACGCAAACAUGUAUAAUGUUAUAAUUUUGGGAUUAUCCUUCAUGUUUAUCUACACAGCAUUCCAUACCACGUCCAUGGUUCAGAUAACUGUUCUUCACAGUGCUUCAAACACCACGAGGCAAGGCGAUGGUUUCGUAAGUCUUGGUAUUAUCUACGCAACCUUCGGUCUCUGCAACUGGAUCGCUCCUGUUGUUAUAUUCUUGUGUGGCACCAAGAUCUCAAUGAUAAUGGCUGGUGUCACAUAUCUACUGUUUAUCAUGUCCUUCCUGAAACCAGUAUAUUGGACUCUCUACUUAGGAUCAUUCCUUGUAGGAUUUGGAGCAGCGGUUAUUUGGGCGGCGCUAUCGGCAUUCCUUGCCAAAAGUUUUGACUCGAAGGCAAUGCCUAGGAAUAGUGGAAUAUUUUGGGCUCUCUUUCAGUGCAGUUUAUUAUUGGGUAACUUGUACUCUUAUUUCACCUUCCAAGGAAAGGAAGUCAUCAGUGACCAAUUGCGAAUCCAGUUAUUUGCUGGACUCAGUGGUGCCUGUGGGUUUGGUGUCCUUCUCUUGUUUCUUCUCAGAUCAAAGGUUCGACCACCACCAUUAUCCAGUGUUGAACAUUUCACAAAGGAGCUUGUCCACAGUCCUGUGAACAUUGCAGAUGUCAAAAGUACAUUCUUGAGGGCAUUUCAGUUAUUGAAGAACAGAAAUAUGCAACUGCUUUUCAUACCAUUUUUGUACGUAGGAAUUGAAAUAACAUUUUUCUCUGGUGUAUACGGCACAUGCCUUGCUAACAACAAACACUUUGGGCAAGAGGCUAAGGCAUUGAUUGGAUUGUCAGGAAUGUUUAUUGGUGUUGGUGAAAUUCUUGGUGGCAGCACUUUGGCUAUUUUGGGAAAAUUGACUCAACAUUAUGACAAAGCCCCUUUCAUAUUUAUGGGAUAUUUGAGUCAUAUAACAGCUUGUUACCUUGCUUUUCUCAACUUACCAUUUGACUCUGCACAAGGGGAAUCAAAUUCUCCCACAUAUAUACCAUCAAGUAUUGCUGUAGCGUUAGUCUGUAGCUUUUUACUUGGAUUUACUGAUAGUAUCUUUAAUACACAGGUAUUAGCUAUUGUAGGAACCAUGUUCAUAGAAGAUGCAGUCGCUGCUUUUUCCCUGUGCAAGUUUUUUCAGUGCUUUGCAGCUGCCAUCUCCUUCUUGUACAGUAUAGCACUUCCACUCCAAUGGCAGUUACUCAUCAUAGUCAUUUUAAGUACAUGUUCUGCCAUCUUAUUUUUCUCACUGAAAUAAAGUAUAUUUGGAAUGCUUCUAUGUUUCCUUUGACAAUUGAAGAUGUCAAACUCAGAUUCACCAAAUUUGGUCUUUCAACUUAAUACAUCUAUUUUAAUAUUCUAUUUUAGUAGUAUUUCCUUUUUUGUUUUUUUCAUUUUACCUACACUGAAAUAUUUACAAUCAGGUAAGUGUGAUUAUUUAUGCAUAUAUUUCUAUCUUUUAUCUGUUUCGGUCACACUGGGGCACCGCCUUGAAUUUUUAGUCGAAUGAAUCGGCCCCAGUACUUAUUUUUUAAACCUGAUAUUUAUUCUAUUACUGUAAAGGAAUAAGCAAAACAAAAAUACACACACACAUUCACAUUUUUGUUUUCAUUUACUUGAUUGUCAGCUGACUGUGGCCAUGCUGGACCACUGCCUUUAUUUCAACAAAUCUACCCCAGGAAUUAUUCUUUGUAAGCCUAGUACUCAUUCUAUUGGUCUCUUUUUGCCAAAC
Molecule: messenger RNA, 1917 nt
Organism: Octopus bimaculoides (California two-spot octopus)
Lineage: Eukaryota; Metazoa; Mollusca; Cephalopoda; Octopoda; Octopodidae
Product: UNC93-like protein MFSD11
Source: RefSeq, a predicted model, not a curated record